Molecule: messenger RNA, 9936 nt
Organism: Peronospora farinosa
Lineage: Eukaryota; Oomycota; Peronosporomycetes; Peronosporales; Peronosporaceae
Source: the annotation of a GenBank genome assembly
AUGCAACGACGUAAUGGUGGCACUCGAAAAGAGCGUCUAUUACGUGCCAAAAUGAAGAAGAAAAUGACGGAUGAUACAGAUUCCCAUGCUCUUGUAAACACCUUUGAAGAUAUGCUUCAAAUGUCGGAUCUAUCCGAACUGUCUUUAUUGACAAAUCUUACGAAACGAUACGAAAAUCAACUGAUAUAUACGUAUGUCGGGUCUAUUCUUGUUGCUAUUAACCCAUACAAAACCCUAGAUACAAUCUAUACGGAAGAUAAAAUGACGGAAUAUUAUGGGAAAACCAUGGGAAUGUUACCUCCUCAUGUCUUUGCCUUAGCUGAUCAUGCGUAUACACAAUUAAUUCAAGGUGGAGCUUUAGAUCCAGCCAAUCAAAGUAUAAUUAUCAGUGGAGAAAGUGGCGCCGGGAAAACCGAAACAACGAAAAUCAUCAUGCAAUACUUAGCACGUGCCACAAGUUACCGGAAACCAGAUGGUGAAACGUCUGCCAUCAAUGAGGCAACUUCAACUUCAACUUCAACUUCAACCACGAGUAAUCCAAAUACUAUCAUCUCGGGCGCUUUAGGGAAACUUGAAGAACGGGUACUGGAUAGUAAUCCAUUAUUGGAAUCUUUUGGCAAUGCCAAGACAUUACGUAAUGAUAAUUCCAGUCGCUUUGGCAAAUUCAUUGAAAUUCAAUUCAAUCAUCAUGGCAAAAUCAUCGGGGCCCAAAUUCUAAACUUUUUAUUGGAAAAAACACGCAUUGUGUCCCAGAGUUUAGGCGAACGCAAUUAUCAUAUUUUUUAUCAAUUAUUAGCAGGAGCCGAUGAGGCGUUACGUGAACGGUUGCACUUGCAAACACCUCAAGAGUAUGAAUAUUUACGAAAAAGUGACUGUUUUCAUAUUCAUUCCUGUGACGAUGCCACCGAAUUUGCCACAACGAAACGAUGUAUGGAAACAAUUGGAAUUACACACGAUCGACAGGAAAUGGUAUUUGAAUUAUUAGCCGCAGUUUUAUUAAUUGGGAAUUUAAAUUUUGCCAUGGAAAAUGACACUUGUGUCAGUGUUGAGGAUGAAUCCGUGAAUGGAAUGAAACUUGUCGCGUCUUUUCUAAAAGUAAGUGAAGAUGCACUUUCCAAGGUACUACUGACGCGUCAACUGUAUGUGGGAGGCAAAGUUAUUGUACAGGAGCAGAAUCUAGAACAGGUUCGAGAUAAACGAGAUGCACUUGCAAAAGGCAUUUACUCGUCACUGUUUCUAUGGCUCGUUUCAGAGCUGAAUCGGACCAUCUCACGGAAUCAGGACAAAUGGGGUUUUAUUGGGGUACUGGAUAUCUAUGGCUUUGAAAAGUUUGAGUGGAAUACGUUUGAACAAUUGUGUAUCAAUUAUGCUAAUGAGAAGCUCCAACGACAUUUUAAUCAACACAUGCUAGAAGUUGAACAGAAUGAUUAUGCCAAGGAGGGAAUUGACUGGAAACACAUUGAUUUUGAAGAUAAUCAAGAGUGCUUGGAUCUAAUUGAGAGUAAAGUAAACGGUAAACCAGGCAUUUUCAUCUCACUGGACGACAAUUGGCGACUUAAGGGAGAAGAAGCAAACAAGAAGUUUGUGUCAAAUUUGCACAAUUCCUUUGGUCGGACGUCGAAUGGACACUUGAGCGGUAAGAAUAAGUUUUACGUACACCCGAAGAUGGACGCAGACUUGCACUUUGGUAUCAAGCAUUACGCCGGUGAGGUCAUCUACGACGCAAGCGGUUUCAAUGACAAAAAUAACGAGACAUUAAAUGACGACAUGAAAGAGCUCAUCCGGCAAUCUAAGAGUGACUGGCUGCGUGGAAUCUUCGAUCUUAACAUGCAGUCAAUCGAGGCUAUCCUUGGCAACAAGCCACAACAGCAGCACUCCAUUUCUCGUCGCCCGAGCGAGAUCAAGGGAAAGAGUAUGCACCAGCAGGGGAACAAGUCACGUAAUAUUCGAGAAGUGUCUGUUAGCGCUCAGUUCCGGUAUCAGCUGCAAGAGCUCAUGAACAAGAUUUCGCUGGCGAAUCCUCGGUAUGUGCGGUGCAUAAAACCGAACGAGUACAAGCGUCCAAAUGAGCUUCAUGCUGCGGAUUGCGCGCGUCAGUUGAAAUACUCUGGUAUGAUGGAAGCGAUUCAGAUCCGCCAGCGCGGUUUUGCUCUUCGCGAAGACCACGAUGUUUUUUUUUACGAUUACCAAUCGCUUGCGCCUGAUGCUCAGAACAUCAAGGAGCUCGUUGAGGAGAUUUCGUCUAUGUUGGGUGCGGGCAAGGAAGAGUGGCAGUUGGGCAAAACGAAGGUGUUCCUGAAGAGAGCCAUGGCCUUUAAGUUGCGAAAACUUGAAAUGCUGCGGUGCAAAUCUGCUGCUCGUGCCAUUCAGAAAUGGGUCCGCAACAUGGCGAGAACGGAAGCUGCUGUCAGAAUACAAACGAAAGCCCGUCAGUUCGUCGCGAAGAAGCAGCUGCAACGACUUCGUCGCAGUGCGUACCGUGUGAUGGGUAUUUUCCGGAUACGUGUAGCUGUGAGUAAGUACCAGCGUAUGCGUGCUGAAUACCGCAUGCGAAACGAAAAGGCAGUGAUCGUACAGAAAAUUGCGCGCGGGUAUCUAGUCCGCAAGCGCGAUUUGCUUCAUCCAUUUGGCGAAAUGGGUCCGAAGGAGCUGGAUGUAAAAAUCGCCGAGUUGGAAGAGGCUAUUGAAGAUGCUGCGGUCAGCAAACAGUUUGAGCUGUGUGCCAAUUUGCAACUAGAGCUUGAGAAGGUCGUCGAGGCCCGAAAGAAGGUUCGCACUGCGAAGGAAAUUGAUGCAGAAAUCAAGAAAUUGAACGAGGAUAUGGAAGAAGCUGCAAUGUCGAAGCAGUUUGGUUUGUGUGCGGAGCUUCAAAAGCAACUUGAGAUGCUGCAAGAAGCCCGGACGCACGUGAAGGAAGAUUUGAAUGAGCUAGAACCGGAGGAACUUGAUGAGCGUAUUCGUAAAAUGGAAACUAUCAUUGCUGAGGCAAUGGCUGCACGAGACUUUGGCAGGUGCAGUGACUUGCAAGUCAGUUUGGAUGCCUUGGUGUCUACUCGGAAGAGAAAACAAACCCCGGAGGAACUGGAUGCUGAAAUUGAGAAGCUGAACCAGGAACUUAACAAUUUGAUGCAAAAGAAGCAGUUUGAUAAGUGUGCCCAGCUUCAAAACGAUAUCGAUGUCGUGAAGAAGAGAAGAGCAAAGUUCCCUACGGUUUCAAAGCCUCCUGCUCCGCGACCUUCUUCGAAAAAGUCUGAGCCGUCACCAGAAUCAACUUCAUCUCCUUCCUCGAAGAACAGAACGCCUUUACAAGAGAAGCUCGGACCAAAGCCGAUUACGCCGGCUCCUCCAUCAAACAUUGAUCGCGGUGGCAUUCCUUCCGUGUGUGAGCCUGUUGUGUUUACACCAAACUCUUCACCAGCGGCUUUGCCUGGUGAAAAGCGGCCUGCUUCUAAGUUUCCUCAGGCAACACCGGCACCUCAGGCAACACCCCUACCGCAAGAAUGUCCGGCCCCACAGGUUUCUCCAGUAGCGUUGACUCCAGCGCAACUGCUUGAAGAUUACUCAGCCGCAGGCACACCGGUUAGUGACUAUUUUGCUCCUAAGGGAGUUCCAACGGCGCCUAGUGCGAGGCGGCCUCCCGCAAUUUACAACGGUCCUUCUCCUAGUGUCCGAUGGGAAUCGAAUACUAUGACCCCUGUGAUGCCUCCCAUCAAACAGCCAAUGUUUGGGCGUCGUAAGCGCUCAAAUUCGAACAGCUCGGCGACGUCAGGAGAUUCGUUUGCGAGGUCGCAUUCGUCAAUGAUGUCUACAUCAUCAUCUAAAACGAGAAAAUCGUCGUCAGAUCCGUCACGAACAGUUGCUCGUCUUCGUCCGGCUAAGGCGAUCACGGUUAGUGAGGAAUCGACUGUUUUAGAAGCUGCAAGAAUGAUGAAGUCUCACCGCGCCGCCGCCGUUCUGGUGACUAACUGGGAAGGUGCCUUGACCGGCAUUUUUUCGGACACAGAUGCGGCACGACGUGUAGUGUCGAAAGGUAUGGAUCCCUCCAGAGUCGCUAUUGGUUCAGUGAUGACGCCGAACCCUACUUGUGUUACGAUGGAGGAUAACGCAGUGGAUGCGAUGGAUACAAUGCUCAGCGGAAAAUUCCGCCACUUGCCGGUGAUCAGUUCUCGCAGCGGCAAUAUUGUUGGUGUGCUUAACGUGGCAAAGUGUUUGCACGAUGCAAUUCGACGAGUUGAAAACAUGUCAACCUCACUUCAUCAAGAGCUUGGUGCAAGCGGGGACAAUGCCAUGCUGCGCGGAGCGUUUGAAAAAAUGCUGUCUCCUUCGCUCCAUGAUGUGAUGUCGGUGCCAGGUGAAGUUAUGCCAGCGUUGGUUUAUGGUAACAUGACGGUUUAUGAGGCAACGACGUACAUGGUGGAGACCAGACGACCAGUUCUCGUGGUGUCGUCUGAUGCCGAAACACAGGACCUAGUUGGAAUCUUUACUCCGAAGGAUUUGCUGCUUCGCGUGAUUGCGGGAGACCUGGACGUUCACACUACGUCAGUUAGUGACGUGAUGACUCCUAAUCCCGAAUCGACUGGACCGGAGACAUCGAUAUUAGAUGCGUUUCACAUCAUGCACGACGGAAAGUUUUUGAAUUUGCCGGUGGUGUCUCCGGAUUCUGGCGAAAUUCUAGGUGUGGCUGAUGUUAUAUCCAUGAGUUUAGUAUCUUUUGGCGAGUCUAGCGAUAUAAACAAGCUCUUCAACGCUGCUUUUGAUUAUCAUGAUGAUGAUACCACCUCGAUGACGUCUGGUAGGUCGACGUCCAAUUUGUCCGUUGCUAGCAAAGCGCGCCAACAAAAGGACCGCGACAAGGGCGUGAACGUUCGCCCAGUAUCCAGCCUGCGUCCUCUUCCGGCUGUCACUAUUGAUGAGGUCGCAUCUGUGUUUGAAGCUUCAUUGCUGAUGAAGCAGAAACGGACAGAUGCGUUGCUUGUUGUGGAUGAAGCUGGAGGUUUGAAUGGUAUUCUAACCGACACGGAUAUUUGUCGCCGUGUUCUAGCGCUGGACUUGAUUCCAGAAGAGGUGCCUGUGUGUAACGUGAUGACACGAGACAUCAAGUACGUAUCACCCAAUGACAGUGCAAUUGAUGCUCUGCUUUCAAUGCAGGAGGGGCAUUUCCGCCAUUUGCCGGUUGUUGACGGUGGCACUAUUGCUGGUGUCUUAAACAUUGGCAAGUGCAUUUAUGAUGUCUCGAAGCGCCUCGAACAUGCUUUGCAGUCGACGAAUCAGCUAAAGGCGUCGCUAGAGAAAAGCGGCAAGUCGUCAACUCUUCAGCAGUUGCUUGCUCCGAUGCUGGAAAAACUCUCGGCACCCACAUUGGGUUCGAUCGUUGACAACGGAACCCGGAAUGGCUCGACGCCAGCUCCUCGUCUUCCAAAGUCGUCUCUUGUUAGUGAUGUGGUGAAGGCAAUGGCUUCAUCAAAAAAGGCGGCGCUUAUCGUCGAUGACAUUAAUUUCGAUAAGCUGGUUGGUAUCUUUUCUCCUAAGGAGCUGGUGCUCAAUGUUAUUGCUAAGGGUCUCAAGGCUUCAGCCACGUAUGUGGAAGAAGUGAUGCUGAACGACCCUGAGAUUGCGACGCCUUCGACGUCUGUGUCGGAUGGCCUACACAUUAUGCACGAUUCCCGGAUACUUAAUCUGCCGGUGCUGAAGGACGACUCGAACGAGCUUGUCGGUAUGGUUGAUGUGCUUGACCUCAGCUACGGCACCAUCGAUGCAAUCUACGGUGACAAUCGCGAGCAGAUGCAGGAGUUUUGGAACACGACGCUGGAGCUGGACCAGCCAUCUUUGCCGUCGGAAGCAGGGGAUCGGGAGCGCACCACGCUAAUGUCGAGGGCAGAACGUGAAGAGAAGAGCCGUACAGUAGCGAAGCUGCGACCGAGCAAGGUGCUCACUGUAUUAGAGUCAACAACUGUUGCGGAGCUAUCACGGACUAUGGGGCGGAACAAGGUGGACUGCGUGCUGGUCGUGUCGGAACAGGGAAUGCUCAACGGUAUCAUUACGGACACGGAUCUGACGCGCCGGGUCGUUUCGGAGAACCGUCCGCUGGAUUCAACGCUGGUAGGUGAUGUCAUGACUUGCAACCCUAUCUUUGUGUCAACAGACGACCCUGCGAUUGAUGCACUCAUUUCCAUGCUGGAGGGCAAGUUCCGCCAUCUGCCAGUUGUCGAGCGUAAUGGUCCCGUUGUGGGUAUCUUGAACAUUGCAAAGUGUUUAUACGAUGCUAUUCGGAAGAUGGAGAAGUCAGAGCAAUCAUCUGCAGCGUUGCGACACACGCUAGAGAAAGAGAUGAAGAACCGCGUGAAUGGUGGUGCUCGUACUGGUGGAGUCUCUCAACUUCUUGGGUCUAUGGUGAAUAAGAUGUUCUCGCCUAACAUUAAAACGGUGAUUGAUGAAGAAGGUAUUGAUCCUCCUCGCGUGCAGCGUUACACUUCAGUGUAUGAAGUGUCAAGGCAAAUGGCUAUCAAGAAGAAAGGAGCUCUAGUUGUAGAUAAUCGCGGGCAGUACUGUGGUAUUUUCACGCCCAAGGAAAUGCUGGAAAAGGUGCUCGCACGUGGUUUGCCCGUCCACACCACACCCGUGUGCGAAGUGAUGUUAGAGAAGGAUGUGACUAUCAAUGGAGAAACUUCGGUGAUUGAUGCUAUGCACGCGAUGCACGACAACAGGACGCUGUACCUAGCGGUGACGCAGUCUGAGGCAAACAAACAGCCCAUAGGUCUGAUUGACGUGCUCUCCCUGAGUUAUGGUUCUUUUGCGAAGGGCAAGCCUAGUGAGUGGAAAUCCUUUUGGAAUGCUUCAUUUGAGGCAGGUGAUGACGACGAUGUGUCGUCGCAGCACAGUUUCCGCAGCGGAUUGUCGCACAACCUCGCGCCAAGCAGCAGUGGUUUGAGCCAAAAGGGCCGACAGGCAACAUUGGCGACGGGCAAUGUGCGUCCUGUGUCAAAGCUGCGACCGUCGAAGGCUAUCACGAUUUCAGAGACAUUUUCGGUUUUUGAUGCUGCCAAGGCGAUGAGUGUCGCGCAGACGGACGCUGCAUUGAUCAUUGGGCGUGAUGGUGGGCUUCUUGGUAUUCUUACGGAUACUGAUGUGACUCGACGUGUGGUGGCUUUGGGAAACGAUCCGUUCUACGUGAGCGUGCUGGAUGCGAUGACCCCGGACCCCAAGUUUGUGGACGAACGCGACAGCGCCAUGGAUGCUAUGUUCAUGAUGCUUGAGGGCAAAUUUCGUCACCUGCCCGUCGUGGACGAAACAGGUAUGGUUGCGGGCAUGCUUCGUAUUCAAAAAUGCCUGUAUGACGCGAUUACGCGCAUCGAGAAGGUGCAGCAGUCGUCAAGCGGAUCGCUUCAGCAACGUCUUGAUAAGCAGUUACAGGCCACUGGCAUUGGCUCGGGCCAAGGAGCUCUGAAGCAGCUUGUAGGCCCCAUGGUAGACAAGCUGCUUUCGCCUACAGUAGACUCGAUUCUGGAAGACGAGACACUUCCUCCUCUUGUAAGUGAGCAUGAUACGGUGAUGGAAGUGGCUCGUCAGAUGGCUGCGUCUCGCAAGGCCGCACUCAUUGUGGAGGACCCAAGCGGUGACAAUAGUUCGUCUGUAAGCGGAGGACACCGGUCUUCAAUCAGCGGAGGGGGCUACGACAUUGGCACCUCGGCACUUACUAGAAAGGUGCUGGGUGUGUUCACGCCGAAGGAUCUAUUGCUGCGGGUGACUGGUGCUGGCCUCGAUGCUGCCGAGACGACAGUUGGUCAGGUCAUGACGCAUGAUCCUGAGACUGCUCCGCCGAACACAAAACUCGUUGAAGCGUUGCACAUCAUGUAUGAACACGACUUUCUACACUUGCCGGUUGUUAACGAUGAGACAGCUACAAUUGUAGGCAUGCUGGACGUGUUGUCCUUGUGCUACGGAACGUUUGCGAGCGGUGCGGCAGCAGAAAGUGGUAAGGCCAUCGAUGGAGACUCGGAUUGGCGUGCGUUCUGGGACGUAUCGCUAGCACUCGGCCACGAUGAAGACGACUUCAGUGAGCUUGCUAGCAUGACUGGCUCGCGAAUUUCGCGCCGUCGUCCAGGCAGGUACACGGAAAGCCACCACUCGUCCAUGAGGGACCAUGUCCCCGAGCCAGAAGGCGCGAUGCGUCCUGUGUCGAUGCUGCGACCUCAGGAGGUGACUCGCAUCAACGAGUUUAUCACUGUGGCCGAAGCGGCGAAGCGCAUGCGGCAAGCUCGUGUCGAGGCAGUUGUGGUCACGACAGAAGAAGGCGAGCUUCGCGGUAUUUUGACGGACACGGACAUCACGCGCCGCGUAUUAGCUGAGGGUAUGGACCCGGGGAGUUGCUCUGUGGCAUCGGUUAUGACCACAAAACCUUCUUGCGUGUACAUGGAGGAUCAGGCUAUUGAGGCAAUUACAAAGAUGCUUGAGGGCCGUUUUAAGCACUUGCCUGUGCUUGGCUCGGACGGUACGCCGCAAGGCAUGCUAGAUAUCUCCAAGUGUUUAUACGAUGCCAUUACGUGUAUGGAGAAGGUGCAGCAGUCGACAGAGGCAGCGGCAUCUGAAUUCUCACGGGAUCUUGGCACUGGGUCGAAUUUGCAACGACUGCUGGGCCCCAUGAUGGAGAAAAUGGUGCGGCCUACCGUUGGUGAUGCGCUUGACGGCGAGCUCAUGCCACCUGUAAUUAAUACUCACACCACGGCGGCGCGUGCUGCAAAGCUAAUGGCGAACACGAAGAAAGCUGCGAUAGUUCUGAGCGAUGAACAGGAGCUUUGUGGUAUGGUGACGACCAAGGAUCUGCUCCGCAAGCUGGUAGCCAAGGGUCUGUGUGCAGAAACGACCACGGUGGAAGAAGUGAUGACGGUCGACCCGGAUCUGAUGGGACCUGAUGUGAGCAUUGUAAACGGUUUGCGCUCCCUGCACGAUGCUGGUCAGCUGUUCAUGCCAGUGCUGGCAGACGAUGGCGAAAUCCUGGGUAUGGCGGACGUCAUUUGCCUGAGCUACGGUCAGUUCCAGACUACGUCUGGUGGCACUUCGAAUGGUGACUGGAGACAGUUCUGGCAAACAGCGAUGAACCUACAGGAAGAAGUAGCGGGAGGCGCGUUCGGCGGAAUCAACGAUGACGUACGGUCUGUUGGCACGAUUGAAGAGUUUGAGCGUGACGAGUACAAUGCUGUUGAUGGCGCAUCGACUCCGACGGCCAGUGGUGUGGGCACUAAUGGAGCCGGCCGGUAUUCAAACUCACUUGGUGCGUAUGCUGAGCUGGGUGAGAGCGUUUCGGUUGUCAGCGGAGCGAAUACGACAACAACGAGCGUUUUGAUGCAGAAGUUGUCGGAAGAGAACAUGUUUGUCUUUAAGGUGAGUGAUGGCCGGCAAGGUCAUUUCCACCGUAUCAUGUGCAAGUUCGACUCGAUGGGCCCGCUUCUGGAGCAGAUUCGGUUCAAAAUGGGGCUCGAUGAGAAUGAGGCACUGCGUCUCAAGUGCGAGGAUGACGAAGGGGACCUGGCGCUGCUAACAUCCGAUGAGAGUCUUGUGGAGGCUGUGAACAUGGCCCAGCGUGCCGGAUGGAAACGUUUGGUGCUUGAAGUGGAUGUGGUGACGCGUCAGCAGCACGACGGCAACGGUAGUGUCGUGUCCGCAGCCAGUUCAGCGGCAAGUGUUGCUAACAGUGGAUCAAAUACAGCAGGUCCCAAGCCGCGUAACCGAUUGCUAACCAAGGUAGACGAAAUGUCGUCGGCUGAAAACAGUUCAGACGAGGAAAUCACGCGACGUAAAAGCAAGAAAUCACGUCGCAAGAAGAAGCGCCGUAUUCGCGGCUUCCGCGGCUUUUCUCUCAACAACAACAUGAUUGCUGGUGGUGCAGCGACAUUGGUGGGUCUCGGUGCUGUCGCUUUCAUGAUGAUGCGACGCAAAUAA